AUGAAAGGAAUGUUCCUCUACACAAGGAGGCUACGAGUUGGCGUUCAAUUGAGACUCCCUCGACACCAAUGGUACUCUACCAGCAACUCGCAAGCCCGCUCAGAGUCCUUAUCCACUGCGCAAAUUGAGUUCUGGAGAAAGGUCCCAGCCUGGCGCGAUACUACAGAAACUCAAUUUCUCGACUACAAGUGGCAGACCAAAAAUUCUCUAGAAAAUGCAUCUUCGUUGCUUGCAUUUCUCAACUCCGUCGUACCUUCCACUGUCCCAACAGCACGCGGGCAGAUCACAACGCAAGGAACCUUCGUGUCCGAUGUUGCAGCGGGUAUGCUACGUGCCCCCAUGGCCACGCGUCUGACGCCAUAUCUCCUGUCUCUCAUUAACUGGGACAAUCCCUACUCGGACCCGAUCCGGCGGCAGUUCAUUCCUCUUGCCUCUUCGCUGCAGCCAGACCAUCCCCAACUUCAGCUUGACUCGCUGCAUGAGAGUAGAGACUCACCUGUGAAAGGGCUAGUCCACCGAUACCCAGAUAAGGUACUAUUUCUAGCGAGCUCAGUAUGUCCGGUCUACUGCCGUUUCUGCACGCGGUCGUAUUCCGUCGGGGCGAAGACCGAGACAGUUUCCAAGAAACGGUUCCUUCCGCUACGGAAAUACUGGGAGCCGAUGUUUGAGUACAUUGCGCAGACCCUAGCGGUGACGGACGUUGUGGUAUCCGGCGGGGAUUCGUUCUUCUUGGAGCCUGCACAGCUGCGUGAGAUCGGGCACGAGCUUCUAGGGAUUGAGCAUGUGCGACGCAUCCGGUUUGCCAGCAAAGGGCUGUCGGUAUGUCCUUCGCGGAUCUUGGAUCCAAGUGACAAAUGGACAGAGGCCCUGGUUGAGAUUAGCGAGCUGGGGAGAAAACGAGGGAAGAGCGUGGCGCUACAUACGCAUUUCAACCAUCCACAGGAAAUCUCUUGGAUCACGGAACGAGCAGCGCAGAGAUUAUUUGAGAACGCGGUCACAGUGAGAAAUCAGACGGUGUUACUCAAUGGAGUGAACAAUGAUGUGGACACAAUGAAGUCGCUGGUUCGUCGAUUGGCAGAUAAUAACAUUCAACCAUACUAUGUAUACCAGGGCGAUAUGGUCAAGGGUGUCGAGGAUCUGCGUACACCACUGCGCGAUAUCCUCCAUAUUGAAUCCCAUGUCCGGGGUACGAUUGCUGGGUUCAUGACGCCCUCAUUUGUGGUAGACCUUCCAGGGGGUGGAGGGAAACGGUUGGCUGCGACAUUUGAAAGCUACAAUCAGGAUACCGGAGUAUCUACAUUUGUAGCACCAGGGGUCAAAGGUAGCACAGUUCAUGAGUAUCAUGAUCCAUUAUGGUCGCUGCCAGGCUAG
Molecule: messenger RNA, 1371 nt
Organism: Penicillium hordei
Lineage: Eukaryota; Fungi; Ascomycota; Eurotiomycetes; Eurotiales; Aspergillaceae
Product: KamA family radical SAM protein
Exons: 4
Coding region: 1-1371 (456 amino acids)
Molecular function (GO): catalytic activity; iron-sulfur cluster binding
Source: RefSeq, a predicted model, not a curated record